AUGACUGACAAGACUCGACUCAAAACAGAACUUCUUCGGGAUAUACUAAAACUUCGCAGAUUUCAGGACUCAUGGAAGAUAUGUGAAUAUCUCAACGAUAGUGAGGCCUGGGAUUUAUUUGGAAAGGCAGCCAUUAAUGAUAUGGACAUCGAGUUGGCCACAAGAAUCUACAGACACGUCCAGAACUCGGGUUUUGUGAAUGCAUUGGAAAAACUGAAAUUAAUAGAAGAACGAAAUCUAUUGGCCGGACAUUUGGCCAACUCUUCCAAUCGAUACGAUUUGGCGCAGACUUUGUUCUUGUCGUCAUCACAACCACUGGAAGCGCUGGAAAUGAGACAAAAUCUGUUGCAAUGGAGUGAAGCGCUAACUUUGGCUAAACGGUUGGCUCCCAAUCAGAUCCCAAUCAUUUCCCGGGAAUAUGCCGUCCAAUUGGAGUUCACCGGCGACUAUACGAGUGCUCUCGACAACUAUGAAAAGGGUUUGAUUGGCGACGAAGAUCUCAGCACUACUUCUCUCAGUGAAGACGACCUUAAGAGUCACAAUGAGUUAUGCAAAGCAGGAAUAUCUAGGAAUGCCAUUCGUUGCGGUAAUACUCGACGAGGAAUUGAAUUCGUGUCCCAACUCUCACAUAAUAAAGUUCUUGUGGAAGAAUGCGCCACAAUAUUGGACUCAAUGAAACUGUAUUCAGACGCAGCACUGCUUUACGAGAAAAGUGGUAACUAUGAGAGGGCCGCCAAUCUCUACAUGAAAGUGAAAAACUUUAAUAAAGUAUCGGAUCUGUUUGAAAAAGUAGACAAUAAGGAAAUUCAGAGUCAGUACGCGAAGGCAAAGGAAAUGGAGGGUAAAUACAGGGAAGCCGUUAAGGCGUACAUAAAAGCAGAGGAAUGGCUGGAUGUGGUGCGCCUGUACUUGGAUUAUCUCAAUAAUCCGGGCGAAGCCGUGAAGAUUGUGAGGGAAAGCAAAUCAAUAGAAGGCGCGAAAAUGAUCGCAAAGUUCUUUCAGAAGCUAAAUGACAUGAGUUCUGCCAUUGAGUUCCUGGUUAUGUCCAAAUGUCACGACGAGGCCUACCGUUUGGCGCAAUCCACGAACCAAAUGGAUAUUUACGCCAAUAUAUUACUCGAUUACGCUGACAAUCACGAGUUGUCUCAGGAUUUCUUAAGUAUUGCCAUACAUUACGAACAGGAAAGGGAUGCCUUAAGAGCGGGAAAGUUCUAUUGCAUCGCCGGUCAAAACAAGAAAGGCGUCAAAUUUCUUCUGCAAGCGGCCGCCCUCUCCAAUGAGGACCAGAACCAAGCCUUGCAUUUAGCCAUCGAAUCGGCCGCCGAUUCCAAAGACGAACAGAUCAUAAGAAUGAUAAUCGACUUCUUGAUCGGCGAAACGGAUGGCGUCCCCAAAGAUUUCAAAUACUUAUUCAGACUUUAUAUGUCUCUUAAGUACUACAGAGAGGCGGCUAAGACUGCGCUUAUCAUAGCCAGAGAGGAGCAGAAUGCCGGCAAUUAUCGUAACGCUCAUGACUUGCUGUUUGGUAUGUGUCAGGAAUUGAAACGACAAAAAAUUACUGUCCCCUCAGAAAUGGUCAAUAGUUUAAUGCUAAUACACUCGUAUACACUCAUAAAGCUAUGGAUCCGAGUGGGGGAUCACAUGAGAAGCGCUAAACUACUAAUUAGAGUCGCAAACAAUUUGAGUCGAUUCCCAGAGCAUAUUGUUCCGAUACUGACUUCGGCGGUAAUUGAGUGUCAAAGGGCUGGUCUCAAGAGGGAGUCCUUAGAGUUUGCGACGACACUAAUGAAAGGCGAAUACAGGGAUCAGAUUGACCUGAAGUUUAAGAAAAAGAUCGAGACUUUGGUUCGUAAGUCAGGCGGAGCUCAUCUCAGAACUGGGGACACAUCGGACGCCGAUCUCAUACAUACUCUCUGUCCGUAUUGUGAUAACGAAGUCAUUGAUACAGAACUGAGUUGUCAUAAGUGUCGCAAUUCUAUACCUUUUUGUAUCGCAACUGGACUUCACAUCAUUAAAGAAGAUCUAACCGUCUGUCCUAACUGUCACUUCCCGGCUAUUUUGAGUCAUAUUUUGCGGCUUAUCUCAAACGAGCCCAUAUGCCCGAUGUGUAACACAACCAUCGAUUUGACACAAAUGGCUCAAUUAGAAGACUUUCAAUCCGUUUUGGACUCCAAUUAGCAAAUAAAUACUUUAAAC
Molecule: messenger RNA, 2196 nt
Organism: Oppiella nova
Lineage: Eukaryota; Metazoa; Arthropoda; Arachnida; Sarcoptiformes; Oppiidae
Source: the annotation of a GenBank genome assembly